This is a messenger RNA of Beauveria bassiana ARSEF 2860, 1308 nucleotides long. RefSeq names its product extracellular dioxygenase. Gene Ontology annotation, molecular function: ferric iron binding; oxidoreductase activity, acting on single donors with incorporation of molecular oxygen, incorporation of two atoms of oxygen. Bases 1 to 1308 code for a protein of 435 amino acids. The record is from RefSeq and is a predicted model, not a curated record. The transcript has 2 exons. Lineage: Eukaryota; Fungi; Ascomycota; Sordariomycetes; Hypocreales; Cordycipitaceae.
AUGCGUUCCACUCAAAUUCUGGCACUCUUUGCGGCCGCCUCUGGCAUUGCAAACGCCCACCCUGGCCAUGACCUGACUGAAGAAAUUGCCGAGCGCCAGCUGUUUCUCCGAUCCGUUCGAAGGGCCACCCUUGCUCACUGCGCUGAGAAGCUCAAGGCUCGGGGUGUAGAGGCUGCCAACAUCGCUCGCCGCUCGGCUGCCGUCGAGAAGAAGCGCACCGCCCGAGGCAUCAAGCGCAGAGAUGCUGAUAGUGCUCUGUCGACCUCCCACAACAGUACCGACACUGGCUACACGGAGAACACGUCCGUGUCGGAGCUCUUCUCCAGCAACGGCUCUUGUCUCUUGACCCCCGAAGUGACUCAGGGCCCCUACUAUGUUGGCGGCGAGUCUCUCCGAAAGGAUGUCACAGACUCAGAACCCGGCAUCGACAUCACACUCGACUACCAGGUCAUCGACGUCGAUACCUGCGAGCCCGUGCCCGACGUCUACGUCGAGAUUUGGCACUGCAACUCCACCGGCGUCUACUCUGGCGUCGUCGCCAACGGCAACGGCGACUCCUCUGACGAGUCCAACAUUGACAACACGGCCCUGCGCGGCAUCCAAGCCACCGACUCGGACGGCGUCGCCCAGUUCCAGUCCAUCUUCCCCGGCCACUACACCGGCCGCGCCACCCACAUCCACGUCAUGGUACACACCAAUGCCACGCUGUACUCGAACCAGACGCUCGGCAACCAAGUCUACGCGAGCCACGUCGGCCAGACCUUUUUCGACCAGGACCUCAUCGCCGCCGCCGACAAGGUCUCCCCGUACAGCGAAAACGAGCAGGAGCUGACGGAGAACUCGUCGGACAGCAUCUUGUCCGAGGAGGCGGGCACCGACGGCGUCGAUCCGUUUAUGAACUACGUCUACCUUGGUGAUGACCUGAGCGAGGGCUUAUUUGCAUGGCUGGCGUUUGGCAUCAACACGACGUAUUCGAGCGAAGUGACGCCGGCAUCGUUCAUUUAUGAGUCGGGUGGUGUUAAGAACAGCAACGGUGGCAUGGGCGGCGGUCCUGGAGGCGGCGGUCCUCCCGGCUCUGGUGGUGGCCCUCCUGGUGGUGGCCCGCCCGGCGGCAAUGGUACAAGAUCAGGUGGUAGCGGCACCGCUUCUCCCUCUGGAACUAACGCUGGCCCGUCUGGAACGGACUCUGCUCCAUCUGGAACGGCGACCGGUACGACAGGAACCCCCACCUUGAGCAGUGUUGGCUCAUUUGUUACCGUAUCUGCCACUGGGCUAUUGGGACUCGUCUUCCUUGUUCUUGCUAUGUAA